Moneuplotes crassus is the source of this 1084-nucleotide messenger RNA. NCBI's taxonomy places the organism in Eukaryota, Ciliophora, Spirotrichea, Euplotida, Euplotidae. The record is from the annotation of a GenBank genome assembly.
AUUUGGAGAGAUUAUGAAUAACAAAGAGUGUUUUGAUGGGAUUGAAGAAUCUGGAAGUAGCUUUUUGAAGGAGAACUCAGUAGAGUUAGAGAACAGCAUGAGGGAAUCAGGGGAAGAACUGUACUUGAGGCAGCUUGUAGAUGAGCAUAAGCAAGGAGAGAAUCAGCUUAAGAAUGUAGUGUUUGGGUAUUCAUUGACGAUGUUUUCGAUGAUGGGAAUUGCACUUAUGCAUAUAUGUGAGAAAUUUGCGUUUUAUUAUAACCCCAAACUUAAUAUUUUGGAUGGGAUACUUAUUCUUGGGCUUACUACAUUGCCGAUAAACUUUAUGAUUAACAAAGCUAAAGGAGUAACCAUUAAUAUUUUCCAAUAUGACCGAAAAGUUCAAAUUGUUAUGGCCUUUGCUAUUCUAUCAUCUUGUAGUGUAAACUCGAUGGAAAUGUGGGCUCUAUUAUAUAUAUCAGUUGGUAAAGUGUCUCUGAUCUUCAACCUGCAUCCUCUAUUUUGUAUCUUUAUUGCAUGGAUCUUCUUGAGAGAAAGAAUCGACAAAAUGUCCAUAAUUUUCUCUGUUAUUGCCCCUGUUGGAAUUUACUUCCUCACUAUCAACCAGACAGACUUUGACGGAGAGUACAAUCCGAACACUCUAUUUGGCAUUACAAUCAUUUUUAUUGGAGCAUGAAACGAAGCAUGCAUCAUCAUAUGUCAAAGAGUGUUGUCUUUAUACAAAGUUGAUGCUUUACUAUACCCAUUUUAUUCAUCAUUAGGGUUGACAAUUUUAGGAUUGGGUGCAUAUUUGAUAUUCCCAGACAAAAUGUUGUUUCCAUAUUACGGAUUCACAGAUAUAAUUUUCUGAACUGCUUUUGGAGUAGGAUUGAUGGCCAACCAAGGAUUCCUUGGCUGUGCAUUGGAGUAUCAGAGUUCAUCCAGACUUGCUCCAUUGAACUACUUUGAGAACGUGUUCACCUUACUUUCAGAUGUACUCAUGUUUGGCUAUGUGUUUAUUUACACAGACUACAUAGGUAUUGCCAUAAUUACAGUUUGAUUAUGCACUCCUGCUUUUGUUAAGUUGCUAACAGCAGACUCUUAA